CACACAAGUUCCUUCCGCUCUGGUUCGGGCCAUCCAAAUCGCUCCCUUGCAUCCCAUCCCAUCGCGCCGCAUUGCAUCGCAUCGCAUCGCACACCGCGUCUCGCAUCACACCCCAUCGCACACCGCGGUUUGUCACGCAUUUCAUUCCAUCGCACCAUGACCAACCCUCCCGCCGGAGCAGCUACGCCCAGCCGCAACCCCGCCCGGCACAACUAUGCCAACACCCACACCCCCAUCGCUAGCGCCAAGAGGCCCCGAUCCAGCAUGGACAAGUCGGCCCUGAAGAACCGCACGGCGGGCCUUUCCGUCCCGUCCACCCCGCUGGGGAAGUUUGGGAGCGCGGAUGCCAACGGCAAUGGAAACGACAGGGCCGACGCCCCCCUGACCCCGGUGCCAUCGAUGGUGACGACGCAAAGCGUCUCGUCCCCCGUGGCGUCGACGCCCCGUGCCAUGGACCGAGCGAACCUCAGUCCGAUGCACCCGGCCCGCCCCACGAUUCGCUCGGAAGAGGAAGACUCCGAUCGGGUCGAGGGGGCCACGAACAUGGUCGACGCGAUCUUUAGUCCCAUGCUCAAGCUGCUGGGGGCCGGAGAGGCAGGAGAGGAGGAAGAGGGCCAGGACCGGGAAGGAGGCCAAGAGCUAGAGGUGGUGGCGGAACACGACGAGGCCGAGGCGGAGGAACACCAGCACCGCCCGGCGAACAACGAGGACCCGGCGGCCGAGGUCGAGGUCCCGCCGGAAGACGCCGCGGUCGUGGAAACCGACGACGGAUCCUCGCAGGGAACCGAGUACGAGGACGAGGAAGAAUUCAAUCCCUACGCCUUUAUCAAAUCCCUUCCCCACUAUGACGACGUCAAGUCGCUCUGCCCGGCCGAUCGGUUGCCGGCCAAGCGGGACGAUGCCCCUCCCAUCACGCUCGUCCUCGACCUCGACGAGACCCUGGUGCACUGCACCGUCGAACAGGUCGACGACGCCGACCUCACCUUUCCCGUAGACUUUCACGGAAUGACCUACACGGUCCACGUCCGGUUGAGGCCCUACCUCAACCAGUUUCUGGAGGCGAUUGCCGACAAGUUCGAGGUCGUCGUCUUUACCGCGAGCCAGCAGGUCUAUGCGGACGCCCUGCUCGAUCUCAUCGAUCCGAGUAAGUGGCUUGGCUUGGCUUGGUUUGCUUUGAUUCGAUUCGGUUCGAUUUGAUUCGUUUUUGUUUUUGUUUGGUUUCCUUUCGUUUGUGUUGCGUCCCCUGCCUCCCGGUCGUCUCACAACUCUUGCGUGUCGCCCUGUCUUCCGGUUUCACCACAGAUCACGAGUACAUCAAGUACAGAAUGUUCCGAGAGUCCUGUCUGCCCGUCGAAGGAAACUACCUGAAGGACCUGAACGUCCUGGGACGAGACCUAAAGAAAGCGGUCUUGGUAGACAAUUCUCCCCAUGCCUUUGGCUACCAGGUCAACAACGGAAUCCCGAUCGAAUCGUGGUUCGACGACAAAAACGACACGGAGUUGCUCAAACUGGAACGAUUCCUGCGCACCCUUCAAAACGUCGAAGACGUCCGGCCCGUCGUUCGGAGGACCUUCCGAACCUACGAACUAAUCGCAAACGCACCGUAGAGACGAGGGACAGCAUUCAUACUCGUACACAGCAAAUGAAGAUGCCGUGCCAUGCACACGCGUGGGAUUGGGGUGUUCGCUGGUACACUACUGCAGGAGCACAUGCGUCUUUGCCAAGUCGGUGGGCUGGAAUCGAAUCAGGUCAUUUGGCGGGGGAAACUGACGAUCGGUCCGCAACGAUCCAUGGUGAAUACAAUGGCAGACAUAGU
This is a messenger RNA of Pseudo-nitzschia multistriata, 1816 nucleotides long. The record is from the annotation of a GenBank genome assembly. Lineage: Eukaryota; Bacillariophyta; Bacillariophyceae; Bacillariales; Bacillariaceae.